AUGAAAAAUCCAACUGUCUCUGUUAUCAUGGCUGCACAUACCGUCGACUAUCUCAGUCACGCUUAUAUCUGGACAGAAAUCGACAUAGUAUACGCUUACGUCGAAGUCAAAAAAGAAUUAGCAGCAUUCCGAUCAAAGUGUCGGGAGAAACAUGAGAAACCCUUAAAGAAAUUGCAACUUGAGGAAUGGUUAAAAGAGAAACGUUUAUUACGACAAGAAAAUUCUCUCUGGCGUCGUAUGGGCGUUGUAAAAAGUGGAAGAUUGGUUGCUCUACGAGCUUUGAAUUGUAAUUUGCUUUGA
This is a messenger RNA of Ambispora gerdemannii, 300 nucleotides long. The record is from the annotation of a GenBank genome assembly. Lineage: Eukaryota; Fungi; Glomeromycota; Glomeromycetes; Archaeosporales; Ambisporaceae.